Humulus lupulus (European hop) is the source of this 5184-nucleotide messenger RNA. Its product is annotated as putative phospholipid-transporting ATPase 9. Lineage: Eukaryota; Viridiplantae; Streptophyta; Magnoliopsida; Rosales; Cannabaceae. The transcript has 11 exons. The record is from RefSeq and is a predicted model, not a curated record. Bases 766 to 4362 code for a protein of 1198 amino acids. Gene Ontology annotation, cellular component: plasma membrane. Gene Ontology annotation, molecular function: ATP hydrolysis activity; magnesium ion binding; ATP binding. Gene Ontology annotation, biological process: phospholipid translocation.
CUUACUAGUAGGUUAGUUUUUCUCCAUUUCUUCUGGGGUAUUUUUUUUUUUUUUUUUGAUAAAUAUAACUGUUUAUAAAGUAGUUGAAUUAUAUUCACUCUAUGCUCAGAUGGGCAUAUGCUCUAAAUCUAUAUUAUUCACGCUCUUACUUUGUUACUCGUAAUCAUAGCUUAGUUACAAGUCAAAGCUGAUUGUACGAGAGGAAGAGAGAGAGAGAGAAAGAGAGUAAAGAAAGACUGUUUAUCACGUUUCUGCUUGCUUUCUUCCCAGAACACCACUUGGGUACUUCCUGGUUUUUCAAUCAACCCUCUACAUUUAAAAAGCAGAUGUUUUGGUUUUAGGCUUAAUUAAAUAGGUUAAAUAACUAGUCAUCUUCUUUGGUUGAAGGGUUCUGUUUUUUAUUCUUUAUUUGUCUUCUUAGUAGUUUUUCAAGAUUUGUUUAUAUCAUUGGUUAGUUCAUAUUCUUGGUUCUUUGGGAUUUAUUUUAUAUUGUUUUUAUGUUAGGAAAUAACAGCUGUUAUUACAUUGUACAUACAUAAUCUUUUACCGAAUUAGUUCUUGUACUGUGUUUAUAAAGGAGAUUGAGUUUUUGGGUCUGAAAGUUUUCUGAGAUUUGUGUUGACCAACUGUUUGUUUCAAAACUCUGCUUCACAACGUCGUAAAGUUUGAAGCUUUUCUUUAUAACUUGAUUUGGGGAGGCUCAUUUCCUUUUUCUUGUGGCAAAUUCUUUUCAUGUCCUGGGAUUUUUAUGUGUUUGGGUAGCUAAUGAAAAUGGGUGGAGGUAGAAGAAAAAAGCAACAGUUUAGCAGAAUUCAUGCCUUUCAUUGUGGAAAGGCUUCAUUUAAAGCUGAGGAGCACUCACUGAUUGGAGGACCUGGGUUCUCAAGGGUAGUCCAUUGUAAUGACCCUGAAGGCUUUGAAGCCACUCUUCUCAAUUAUGGAGGCAACUAUGUAAGAACUACAAAAUACACGUUGGCCACUUUCCUACCCAGAUCAUUGUUCGAACAAUUUAGGAGGGUGGCCAAUAUAUAUUUCCUCAUUUGUGCAAUACUGUCGUUCACACAACUUUCUCCGUACUCACCUGUGAGUAAUGUCGUUCCUCUUGUCGUUGUGAUGGGAGUUACUAUGGGGAAAGAGAUUCUUGAAGAUUGGAGGCGUAAACAGCAGGAUAUCGAGGUAAACAACCGAAAAGUGAAGGUGCAUUGUGGUGAUGGCCUUUUCAACGAUACAAAGUGGAAGAAUUUGAAAGUUGGAGAUGUAGUAAAAGUAAAAAAGGAUAACUUUUUUCCUGCUGAUCUCAUGUUACUCUCAUCAAACUUUGAGGAAGCAAUUUGUUACGUUGAGACAACCAACCUUGAUGGGGAGACUAAUUUGAAGCUAAAACAAGCAAUGGACGCAACUGCCAAUUUUCAUGAUGACUCAAGCUUCCAAAACUUCAAGGCAGUUGUCAGAUGUGAGGACCCAAAUGCCAAUUUGUACUCUUUUGUUGGUAGUUUAGAGAUUGAAGGACAACAGCACCCUCUUUCUCCUCAGCAGCUUUUGCUCAGGGACUCAAAGCUAAAGAAUACGGAAUUUAUUUACGGGGUAGUAAUCUUUACCGGUCAGGACACGAAGGUUAUGCAAAAUUCCACACCUCCACCUUCUAAGAGAAGCAAAAUUGAAAGAAGGAUGGAUAAGGUUGUGUAUUUCUUGUUUCUCGUCUUGGUCUUGAUGUCAUUUAUUGGCACGAUUUUCUUUGGCAUUGCAACUGAGGGGGACCUUGAUAAUGGAAAAAUGAAAAGAUGGUACCUUAGACCAGAUGACACCACAGUAUACUAUGAUCCAAAGGGGGCACCAGUUGCAGCAAUUUUGCAAUUUUUGACAGAUCUUAUGCUGUACAGUUAUUUGAUUCCCAUUUCCUUAUAUGUGUCUAUUGAAAUAGUCAAAGUUCUUCAGAGCAUGUUCAUUAACCAGGAUCUCCAUAUGUACUACGAGGAAACUGACAAGCCAGCGAGAGCCCGUACUUCAAAUUUGAAUGAAGAACUUGGCCAGGUUGACACUAUCCUUUCUGAUAAGACAGGAACAUUAACAUGCAAUUCUAUGGAAUUCAUCAAGUGUUCCAUUGCUGGGAUUGCUUAUGGACGUGGAAUCACUGAAGUUGAGAGAGCCAUGGCUAAGAGAAAAGGAUCACCUUUGGUUUCAGGUGAGAUUGAAGAAGAGGGCCACAUUGAAGAUCUCACAAAAUCAAAGCCAACCAUUAAAGGCUUUAAUUUUGUGGAUGAAAGAAUCAUGAAUGGUAAAUGGGUUAAUGAACCUGGUGCAGAUGUAAUCCAGCAGUUUUUGCGGUCAUUGGCUAUAUGCCACACAGCAUUACCUGAAGUUGAUGAAGGCACAGGAGCAACUUCGUAUGAAGCUGAAUCACCUGAUGAGGCAGCAUUUGUGAUUGCAGCAAGAGAACUUGGAUUUAAAUUUUAUGAAAGGUCCCAUACAAGCAUUUCAGUGCAAGAGUUAGAUCCCUUCUCUGGCAGGAAAGUUUCAAGAGAUUAUAAGCUUUUGAACAUCCUGGAGUUUAGUAGCUCAAGAAAACGGAUGUCCGUAAUUGUAAGAACUGAAGAGGGCAAGAUACUUUUGCUUUGUAAAGGUGCUGACAGUGUCAUGUUCGAAAGACUUGCAGAGGAUGGUAGACAGUUUGAGCAGAAGACUAAAAGGCAUAUCGAUGAGUAUGCUGAUGCAGGAUUGAGGACAUUGGUUCUUGCAUACCGUGAAGUUUCUGAAGAAGAAUACAAUGAAUUUAGCAAGGCAUUCACUGAGGCCAAGACCAUAGUGAGUGCUGAUCGGGAGGAAAUGGUUGAGGAGGUGGCUGGAAAAAUUGAGACAGAAUUAAUUCUUCUUGGUGCUACUGCAGUUGAAGACAAACUACAGAUUGGGGUCCCAGAAUGCAUAGACAAGCUUGCUCAGGCUGGAAUUAAAAUAUGGGUAUUGACUGGAGAUAAGAUGGAGACGGCAAUCAAUAUUGGCUUUGCCUGUAGUUUGCUUAGACAAGAGAUGAAGCAAAUAAUAAUUAGCUCUGAGACUCCUGAAGCUGAAGCAUUAGAGAAAGGAGAGAACAAGUCUGCUGCAGCCUCGGCAUUUAAAGCAAGUGUCAUCCAACAAAUAAGUGCGGCAAAGCAGUUGCUUAGUGCAACAUCUGAAAACUCUGAGGCGUUGGCUUUAAUUAUUGAUGGAAAAUCACUUACUUAUGCUUUAGAGGAUGAUGUUAAGAACCUUUUUCUGGAGCUUGCCAUUGGCUGUGCUUCGGUUAUAUGCUGUCGUUCAUCUCCCAAGCAGAAAGCACUUGUUACAAGACUCGUUAAAAUUAGGACUGGUAGUACAACUCUUGCAAUUGGUGAUGGAGCAAAUGAUGUUGGAAUGCUUCAAGAAGCAGAUAUUGGAGUUGGUAUUAGUGGCGUUGAAGGAAUGCAGGCAGUAAUGUCAAGUGACAUUGCAAUUGCACAGUUUCGUUUCUUGGAACGCUUGCUACUCGUACAUGGUCAUUGGUGUUACAGACGGAUAUCAUCAAUGAUAUGCUAUUUCUUCUACAAGAACAUAGCCUUUGGCUUUACUAUCUUCUUCUAUGAAAUAUAUACGUCGUUCUCAGGACAAGCUGUUUACAACGAUUGGUAUCUGUCGCUAUACAAUGUCUUCUUCACUUCUCUUCCUGUAAUUGCCUUGGGAGUGUUUGACCAGGAUGUCUCAUCUAGAUUAUGUAUCAAGCUUCCAUUACUAUAUCAAGAAGGGGUACAAAACAUCCUUUUUAGCUGGUUCCGGAUACUGGGAUGGGCUUUCAAUGGGUUACUAGGUGCCGUCAUGAUCUUCUUCUUCUGCAUCCAAGCACUGGAGAGUCAAGCAUUCCGCAAUGGUGGAGAAGUAGCUAGCUUGGAUAUCCUUGGAACCACCAUGUACACUUGUGUAGUGUGUGUUGUCAACUGUCAAAUGGCACUCUCCAUCAACUACUUCACAUACAUACAGCAUCUCUUCAUAUGGGGUGGCAUUGCAUUUUGGUACAUAUUUCAAUUGGCAUAUGGAGCCUUGACUCCGUCCCUCUCAACAACUGCCUAUCAAGUCUUUAUUGAAGCAUGUGCACCAUCUCCAUUUUACUGGCUUCUAACCCUCUGUGUGUUAAUUGCAUCCCUUACUCCGUACUUCACUUAUGCAUCCAUACAAAUAAGAUUCUUCCCCACAUACCAUCAGAUGAUUCAGUGGAUGAGAAAAGAUGGGCAAUUGGAUGAUCCUGAGUUCUGUAAUAUUGUAAGGCAGAGAUCAAUAAGGCCAACCACGGUAGGAUACACAGCCAGGAUUGAAGCACAAUCGAAACGCUUUGAAUUCAAGCCUGAAGUCCUUUGAUGCACAUAAAUAAUUUUUUUUUGCAUAACAUCCUUAAAGUUCUUACCGAAGGUAUUGCUGUACAUUUGUUCAAAAGAGAGUUCUCUUUUUUCUCUUUGUACAUAUCUAAUGCAGAUUGCAGACAUUUUCUCUUUUUUCUUUUGCUGCUUGUCAAGAAAGAGUACCAAUAAUGAAGGCGUAAAAAAGAUAUAUAUAUAUAUAUAUAUAUAUGUAUAUAUAUAUUUAUAGGGGAAUUCUCUUGUAGGGGCUUCACUUUAAGCCCUACCGGUGGGGCUCUCAGUGUUCUCGACUCGUGACAAUUUUCGGCACGAUUUUUUUUAUGACCGUGUAUAUUGUAGCUAUUUAGAGCAUCCUGCAAAUUUUUAGAAAUUCCAAAUAGUUUACAGUAUGAAAACUAGGUUCAAACAUGUUGUUGCACACAUGAUUAAUUUUUUUUAUGUGCGUGGAAAAUAACAUAUUUGAACAUAAUUUUUGGUAUUAUAAACUAUUCAUAAUUUUUUGAAAAUUUGCAGAAAGCUCUAAAUAGCUAUAAUAUACACGGUCAUAACAAAAAUCGCGUCGAAAACUGUUCACGGGUCAAGAACACUGAGAGCCCCACCAGUAGGACUUAAAGUGAAGCCUCUAUAGAAUAAUUUCCCUAUAUAUAUAUAUAUAUACAUAUAUAUAUAUACCUUCAUGUUGCCCCUUUUAUAAAUGUACAUAUACUGUUUAGUAAAUGUACCAUACAAGAAACAAAAUUAAGUUCAUUUAUUAGUGUAAUGUGUAAAAUAGAAGAUAGGAGCUUUUGUUUCCUUGAGGUACAUCAACGAAUUAAGUUCAUUA